Messenger RNA from Lentinula edodes (shiitake mushroom), 705 nucleotides. RefSeq lists its product as uncharacterized. NCBI's taxonomy places the organism in Eukaryota, Fungi, Basidiomycota, Agaricomycetes, Agaricales, Omphalotaceae. The transcript is spliced from 6 exons. The record is from RefSeq and is a predicted model, not a curated record. The coding region runs from base 1 to 705 and encodes 234 amino acids.
AUGUCGCCGCAUUGGCACUCUAACAUGAACUCGUACUACCCUGACUCCAACGUUUCUAUAUCCAACAAUCUUGUUCCUCCGUCUUGCCCUGCAAUCAAGACCGAGGUUUCCCAAAUUUGUCUUCCUGAUGCCUCAUCCCAACGCGUCGCGUCAUUGGUGGCUUCUGCCAAUCCGCCGCCGCUGUCAUCUGACUCAAGCAGGUCUAUCCAGCGUGAUCCUUGUCCUCGAGGAGGCAGUAGCAGCGCCAAUUCUUCGUCGUCCAGAGCUAGCAUUGUACAUCCCUAUGCUCGCCUCUACGCCAAGAAAGAGGAAGGUAAACGUCGCAAGAUAUGGAAUCAUGCCCUCGAAAAAUCCCUUUUUAAUCCGUUCGAGUUAUCGAGCUUAGGUGCACCCCAUAGAAGGACUAUCUAUAUGGCAUCCCUUGAAGCCCACGUAGACGAACUGCAUGCCCAGUUGUUAAGCCUCGGGUAUUGGCCUGUAUCUUUCGAAUCAUUGGAGCCAUUCAAAGGCCUAAAUUCAAAGACAGCAAAGAGCAUGGUCGCGGGGUUGCAGUACGAUUCUUCACAGACGAAAUUGAGACUUUUGGAGUUGCAGAGAGCCAAUGAAGGGCUCGAGCGAUCGUUGAUGAAUCGAACAUUUUCAGAGACAUCAAAAAACCAUGAGCUACCGUCAUUGAAUUUUGAUUAUUCUGAAUAUGCCGAUUAG